This is a messenger RNA of Cuscuta epithymum, 1487 nucleotides long. The record is from the annotation of a GenBank genome assembly. NCBI's taxonomy places the organism in Eukaryota, Viridiplantae, Streptophyta, Magnoliopsida, Solanales, Convolvulaceae.
UCCCACAAAUGCAGCUAACUGAAUAUAGUGCUAUUUUGGAUGAACAAAUCAAAACCCAUCACACAAUAUGUGUGACAUAUUCAUGCUAUUCCUCGGGUGGUAAUAGCCAUAUGUAUUUGACUAUUUUCCGGGAUUGGAUGCUCUUCUUAGCAGUGCAAAGGUUGGCUCUGUAAAUAUAUAUACACAAAUGUUCUUCGACGCCCGCCGUUGGGAGACCUAACCUCCGGCCUUCCUCCGGCCUAUCAUCUGCAUUUCCUUCUGCCCGUCAUUCCCAGAUGGAGCAACACCUGGAGGAUUCUGAGUCUAGAGCAUUGCGACAACAUGAAGCUGAGAUGGUUGAUGUCAUCCCAAUGCAGCAGAAGUUUUCUUGCAGUACCAUUUGUCCGUUCUCGCAACAAGAACACAAAGUGGCAGAUUCAAGAAAUCGGUCAAAGUCCACCACUAAGCUGUGUGGGCUCAUAAUCUUUUAUGCAGCAGCCAUGGUUGUGGAGAUCGCUGGAGGCAUAAAGGCAAACAGCCUUGCUGUUUUAACCGAUGCAGGUCACUUACUAAUUGACAUUGCGGGAAUCUGCAUCUCCCUUUUAACAGUUUGGGUUUCUGGAUGGGAGGUCACUUCUGAAUACUCCUAUGGAUUCCACCGGUUGGAAGUCUUAGGUGCCCUUGUAUCUAUACAAUUAAUAUGGGCCAUUUCUGGGACCUUGAUAUACCAAGCAGUUGAGAAAUUUCUCCACAAAAGUGUUGAAGUCAAUGGGAUUAUCAUGUUCGAAACGGCUGCUUUUGGUUUUAUAAUUAACUUAGUCUUGGUUUUGUGGCUUGGGCAUGACCAUUCACAUUCACAUCAUCACCACCACCACCACCAUCAUCAUUCUGAUACUCUAGAAGAGCAAAAUCAUGAACUGGAAGAACUUUUUCCAGAGAGCAGUAUGGUAGUGAUGCCAUCUCCAUCGUGUAGACAAAAGGAGACUUCAAACAUAAAUGUUGAAGGGGCUUACUUGCAUGCCAUUGUUGAUUUGAUACAAUCUGCUGGGGUGAUGAUUAGUGGAGCUGUGAUGUGGUGGAAGCCAAAGUGGUUUCUCGUUGACCCGAUUUGCACGCUUGUUUUCUCAGUUGUUGCUCUGAAGGCCACUGGACCAAUGCUCAGAGAAAUAUUCACAAUCUUAAUGGAGAGGACGCCUAAGGAUGUUGAUAUUACCCUUGUGAAGAACGGGCUGGAAGGCAUAAGGGGAGUGCAUGAUGUUCAUGACCUGCAUGUUUGGUCCAUCACAGUUGGGAGAAGUGUUUGUUCAUGUCAUGUCGUGGUUGAGCCCGAAGUGAAUCCUAUUGAAUUGAUUCAUAGGGUUAGAGAGUUUCUUCAAAGAACAUUCGAUAUCCGUCAUACGAACAUAGAGAUAGAACCUUUUUCUUAGGUAUGGUUAGGUGAUGUUUUGUGUUCAUAACUUCAAGAUGUACAAGUAUACAUUAAUGAAAUGAUAAUGAGAUGACAUAAA